CUCUCUAUCAACAGUUAAACUUUGGAUUCUGGGACGAUCUACACUGUAUAGUGCAGUGUUUGUGACCUGUGCUGAGUGUGCUAGAUAUCUCCCACUGGUAAAAGCCAAGGAUGGUGGAAAGGUUGUCACGGUAACAGGCUCUUUCUCAAAGUGGGGACACAGUGAUGACUGAACGGCGGAGGAAGUCGUCUUGCAUCUGACGGACUUACUUGACAGAUGAAUGCGAUGGCUGUGCUAGGAAGAAUGACAUGUUACGAAGACAGAUGAUACACCAGACUCGUUUCUUCCCAGUCCGAACAGCAUCGUCAUAGAACCAUUGCCUAGGAAGGAGGCAGUGAGGUCAACAUGAAGCGAGUCGUGGCCUUUGGGAUCGUCUGCUCGGCAGCCAUCUUGUUUUUAGUGGUUGCGUACAGCAAGCUCUCAGAGGAUGGACUGAUACGAAGAGGUCUGACGCUAACCACAAGCAGCGGUAGCACCAAGGAAUCCUUCCUAUAUAGAAACCAGGAAGGCUUACUCUCAAAUUUAACUUUUCCAAAGCAUCCAACGCUUACAUCUGCUGAGGCAGUUAUCGAUGAGGCUUCGUCUGAUGUUUCUAGUUCCGUUGAUGAAGGAUUCGUAGAUAUUGCUAAUAUUCAGAAGGAGGUGAAUGAAGAAACGACUAAAAGGCAGAAUGAUAAUAAACCUAUUGUUAUUGUAGUAUUGGCUCAAAUGAGGACAGGGUCGUCUUUAGUCGGAGAGAUUUUUAAUCAGAAUCCGUCAAUUUUUUAUAUGUUUGAGCCACUCCAUGCCGUGGAUAGUUUUAUUCGUCACCAUUCUGCAGCAGCACUUCGGAGGCAGGGACUCUCUAUUUCUCUCCUAAGUAUGAUCACCAAAUGUAAAUUUACUCCAGAAUUUAUUGACAGUUUAUCAAAAUGGCCACUUGGAAAGGCUAAAAGCAGUGGAUUUCUACCUAUAUGCAAAGCCAGCGAUGGUUGUAGACAUGCCUCGCAUUUUCUCAUCGAAGAAAGAUGCCAGGCGUUUGGAGGUCGCAUCGGCAUGAAGACCAUUAGGGCUGAUUUGAAUAUGCUGAAACCGCUUGUUGAGAAGGACAAGGUCAAUCUCAAGGUCAUUCACCUGGUACGAGAUCCCAGAGGAACUGCUAAUUCCCGUCGGUCAUAUUACGGGGACAGGCGGAUGAGACAGCAACAGAUGUCCAGAAAGGGUAUGUCCAAACCCCAUGUGCUUCCGCAGAUGUCUUUGAAAACCCUUGGACUGCUGGAGGAGAACCCACGGUAUCAUGUCAACACCAUCAGCAAGUACUGUAAAUGGAUGAGUGAGAACAUCCCCUUGGCCAGGUCUCGACCCUCGUGGCUGGAGGAUCGCUACAUGUUUGUCCGCUACGAGGACCUGGCGCUGAAUCCUGUCACCGUCUCAGAGGAGAUCUAUGAUUUUGUAGGACUCACCAUGCCCCGUGUCAUCCAGGAAUGGCUGCGCAACAAUACCAAUCAGAAUAAUUACCAAAACAGAACCUUUGGCAUGCAGAAGAACUCCAAAGAGGUCAUGCAGAGCUGGCGCCACUCGCUACCUUACGAGGAAGUCGUCCAGGUCCAGGACAUCUGUGGGUCAGCUAUGGCCAUUAGUGGAUAUAAACAAGUGCAGAGGCCAAGCGACUUGAUGAACAUGUCUUUUAAUACAUUAGAACCUCUAUUUUAGGAUGCCAGUAAGUUUGGUGCAGCUGUGAAAAAGACAUAUUAUGAUUGGUAAUGUGUUGAAUUGCCAUGGUCAGAGUGAGCAACUUGCCAUUUUAUAGCUGCCCCCCCUUAUCUCCCUUUUUAUAGCUCUUUGUAGCUGUUUUGUUUCCCUCAUGAAAAAUGGCUAGAAAACAAUUUUCCUUAUGAAGCUAAAGCACAUGAAAUAGAUACAAAACGGCAAAUUUCCUUCUUUUUGCACAUCUUUGCUCACAGCUUUAUCUAAAAAGAAUUAUCAUUGAAUAGUCAGUACAGUAGCCAAAUCAUGAUGUACAUAACAAGUCCUUUGAAUUUUAAAUCUCUAAGAAAACAAAAUGUGGAUGUAAAUGGAAGAGUAGAUUGCCUGAAUGCUCAAUAACUAUACUUUUGUGAAAGAAGAGAGUCCAAAACGGGUAAAAAAACCCAAUUCGUUAUUUUUGGGUCUACUUGACACAACAUAUUUGUCAACAAUGGAUAAGCUUUAAUAUUGUGAUUAAUGAGGAUUUUCAGGCCUCGUUUGAGCAUUUUGGGGGCUAAAUUGCCCCCUGCCCCUGUGUAAUUUUUACCUGCUGUUUACUGCCUGAAUGAUCUGUAGAAGAGCUGCAACUGAAUGGUGCUCAAUAAAUAUACAUUUUGGGAAAGAAGAGAAUCCAAAACAAGUAAAAAAAAAUGAUCUUUUAUUUUCAGGGCAUUGAUUGCCGACAUGUACAUCUGUAACGUUCGAAAGGCUUUAAGAAUGUGGCCAGUAGGGAAUUUCAGGGCUCUCGAGCAUUUUGGUGCGAAAUUGACUCGAGCUUUUGUGCAAUUUUGUCAUAGUCCUGAAGAUCUAAAAUUUAGAUCUUCAGGACUAUGACAAAAUUGCACAAAAGCUCGAGUCAAAAACAUCAAAAGAAAUACAGUCGUACAUGUAUUUAGUAAAUAUAUGUACGACUGUAUUUCUUUUGAUGUUUUUCUACUUGGGAGAGGUUCAUAAAGGUAGGAUAACAAAAUUUUAAUAGUUCCACAUCUUUCAGACAUGCCAACCAUUCCCUUUUUAGAGUAUUUGUUCCUCUAUUUUGCCAUAAAUACACUUUGCUAUAAAUAUAUUUUUUGUAUAAUUUGUUACUUUUUUUUUAAUUUCCGAUCAUGGAGUAGGUAUUAUACCUUACACUAGCGCCUGUCCAACAGUCCCAGACUGGUAAAAGUCACUGUCGGGCCAGUAUUCUUGUUGCAUGAAAAGAACAAGUAAAUUCUUGCCUACGAGCACAUGUUUAAAAGGGUGAAUUAUCAAGUUUUCAAGCAGAGUAAUUUCACAUGUUUUUUCACCGAUCUCACUACAACAGGCUGGCGAUCGUUACAUUGAGACAAAUUAAAAAAAAAUCUUUUUUUUUUGGAAAAAAUACUUGUUUUCCUUAUGAGAAGGGUUUUUUUUGGUUGUAGAAGGUUAGCAGGUCUGACCUUUGAGCAAUUACUGCAUGCAUUUUUUUUUCUUUUUUGACCUCCAGUUUUGUAGAAAAUGGCCAUGUAGGAGGGAAAAUAAACAGAAUGGGAUAAUUGCACAAGGUGAAUAAGGGCUCUGACUUCUCUCAUGGUGCUUUGCAGGGAUGUAGUCAAGGCCGGCCUCAUGGCCACAUUUUUGGUGGCCUCGGCCUGAGUCAGAUUUACAAGGUCUAUGGACAAAGUUUUUCUCUAGUGGCCUCGUGGCUCCAGCCUUCAUUUCAUCACGGUGCUUUGAACCUUGUGCUUUUUGUGUGCUUUUUUUUUUCAUGCCCCAUAUUUUGACAAUUUUUGUGGGAAAUAAUAAUUCAUAUCAUGACUUUGAUGGUUUUCCAGUGUAUAUGCUUUGGGGCCUCUUACUUUUAUAUUCAAAGGCUUGUCAUGGGGGUUAACUUGACUUUCAGCUGGUAAUUUUUUUUAUACAAAAAUCAGCCAAAAUUUGGACGUUAUCAUGAAGUAUUCCACUCUCAAACAAUAUCCCCUUCCCUACCACCGCACGACACCCUACCCAUGGCUGUGCACAGACAAUUUACUAUGGUAUAGUGUAAAUUGUGCGUGUAGUUGUCAAGUUAAUUCAUUUGCUAAUUUGUGCUAUUAUUAUAAAGUAUUGUUCCUCUUGCAUGUGCAAUCUUAGGACAUUUUAUUUUUUUAAUUAGAAA
This is a messenger RNA of Lytechinus variegatus (green sea urchin), 3841 nucleotides long. RefSeq names its product carbohydrate sulfotransferase 1-like. The record is from RefSeq and is a predicted model, not a curated record. Bases 346 to 1692 code for a protein of 448 amino acids. NCBI's taxonomy places the organism in Eukaryota, Metazoa, Echinodermata, Echinoidea, Temnopleuroida, Toxopneustidae. Gene Ontology annotation, molecular function: N-acetylglucosamine 6-O-sulfotransferase activity. The transcript has 4 exons. Gene Ontology annotation, biological process: N-acetylglucosamine metabolic process; sulfur compound metabolic process.